This is a messenger RNA of Asparagus officinalis (garden asparagus), 741 nucleotides long. RefSeq lists its product as uncharacterized. The coding region runs from base 1 to 525 and encodes 174 amino acids. Lineage: Eukaryota; Viridiplantae; Streptophyta; Magnoliopsida; Asparagales; Asparagaceae. The record is from RefSeq and is a predicted model, not a curated record. The transcript is spliced from 3 exons.
AUGUUCUCAUUAUCUCCUUCCUCCGCCGCCGCGACCGACACCGCCACCGCCACCAGAACACCGCUCUCGUUUCGUAUUCCUUGGCUCUGCCAUUCGCAAAGAGGAGACCGCCGCCGAUGCAUUCCUCCGCCGCCGCGACCGACACCGCCACCGCCACCAGAACACCGCUCUCGUUUCGUAUUCCUUGGCUCUGCCAUUCGCAAAGAGGAGACCGCCGCCGAUGCAGCCGGCGAAGUCUCCGUUGAUCCUGACAUGGAUGCGGUACAGAGGCGACUCAUGUUUGAGGGCGAAAUUGUACAUUACUACGGUGGAAUUGUAUGUUCCAGGUUCAGCCAAUGGUUAUGCUCCAAUCUAGCGCUUGACCUGAUUGUGCUUCUCGUUUCACAUGCUUUCCAUUCUCAUACUGCUCUCUGCAAGUAUAAUUUUUACGGGAGAAAUGUUGCCAGAAUUUUUAGUUUACUAUUUCUUUCAUUAGUCUUCUAUGCAAGCUUGAUUUCUAUUGUGUUCUUUUAUGAAGAGUACUAGCUUUGAUCGGGUGCAAGGAGCAAUGAAAACUUUUGUAGUAGAUGAAACCAGUGUCAGCGGGUGAGCUUCAUUCUAUCCUCUUGAGUGAGAUUCAGAUAAUGUUUUAAUGUAUUGUGGAUUCGAAUGUUGUUAUAUGAGAUUCAGACAGUGUAAUAUUCAAAUGAAUGCAUGUACAGAUAUUGAAAGAAAUGACAUUUGAUCUCUCUCAUUUAUUUU